GGUACUUGUCAGAUGCGAAACUUCGACCAUGGUGCUGCCCUUGAGCUAGGAACACCUGUCUGUUGGAAGUCACCAGCUCUGACGCCUUGCAGGCAGGCUGUCAGGGUCGGUUGCCACGAGCUGGUCUCUCGCCACGCUCGCACGCUUUGCGUUUCCUAUUUCCUAUUGCUAGGGCAUCCGGAUUCCGGGGAAAGAGGGGGAAGGGCCGAAGGACCUGAGAUUUCAUCCUCCCAAAAUGCCCCGGACAAUAGUUAUGUUGGGCCGCUAGUGAGCUUGGGUUGGGAGGGCCGUACUUGCUGCCGUGUGGUUCUUUCUAACUUUUUCUACUUCCUUUUGAACUUUGUCCUGAAAGAGGGUGGUCAACAUGGUUUUGAUUUUGGACUCUUCGGGUCAGUAAGGAAGUCUCAAUUGGUGCAGAGAGCAGGCAAUCAGUUUUUGGCUUUGAUGUAAGCAUCAAAAGAUGUACGCUUGGGACUAGUGGUGUAACCACCAAUUAAAAUAGGUAGGCAAGGGCUCAGGAUACAAGACCACAUAGCAAAGAACUUCACAAGGUAUAAGCACGCAAGUUACAAGAUGACAGGGGUUUUCAAUGGCAUUCCCCUUCAUCAGCUCCAAAGCAUGGGGCCCAAUAACCAGGAUAGAAGGUUCAAGAGCCUUCCCCCUGCUGAAUCCCUCCCUAGGAAUGAGCCUUUGGGGGGUUACAUCUUUGUCUGCAACAAUGACACCAUGGAGGAUGACCUGAGGCGAAGACUUUUUGGUCUCCCUCAGCGGUACCGUGACUCUGUGCGGGCAAUCCAGCCAGGACUGCCCCUCUUCUUGUACAAUUACACAACACAUCAGUUGCACGGCGUAUAUGAGGCUACUAGUUUUGGAGGUUCCAACCUCGAUCCAAAUGCGUGGGAGGAUAAGAAGACCAAGGGAGAGUCCAGAUUUCCAGCUCAGGUCCGCAUCAAGGUCCGCAAGCAGUGCAGUCCCUUGGACGAGGAUCACUUCCGGCCCAUUCUGCACCACUACGACGGGCCAAAGUUCCGGUUGCAGCUGUCCGUUCAGGAGACCCUCAACCUUCUUGACCUGUUCGACGCCGUAACUUCCUCGGCUCCAACGACCCCAACCGCCGCAGGGGGAACUCCUCCGGCCACCAGCCCCAGUCCCAUCCCGCCCCCAGCAAACCGGGCCGUUUACAACGGGCUCUCUUUGGUCAAAAACGAAAGUCGCAUAAUGGGCCCGUUCCCUUUCAGCGGGAGCCCCCCUGCAACCUCCCGAGGCCCGUUUGCUAACGUCACUUUUGGUAGAGUUACCGCGGCUGACGUCACUUUCGGUGACGUUGCUUUUGCUAACGUGUCCUAUCCAGAAAGCCCGCCGGGGCCUUAUUUCCCGUUUUACGGGGAGAGCUACCCGCCGGCGAACGGCAAACUUUAUGGCGCUGGCUCGGCCAUGGAUGUGAACUAUGCCCGGAGUUUUCCACCGGGCGUGUCUACCGGGCAGAAGAGUUUUGAGAUGGCGAGUUACGCUCGGGUCAUGCGGCCGCUGUCCAUGGUCUGAGAAGCGCCCGGUGAUUCAGAACCGGGCACUAUCAAAUAUGAGAAAAGGUAGCUUGGUAGGCAGAGACCGGGCGGUCGGGCACGCGAGCCCCGAGGCCCUUUGCUUGAAGGUGAUAGUGACACAUAAUGGUUUGGAGGCUUGCUUGUUUCUCGCAAAUCAUAGGAAGGUUAAACUUAGAGGCGCCAAAGUUGACCGGUAGGUACAAACCAAGAGUCGGAACAUAAAAGGGCCACCGCCUUGUAAGAUAAUCGUCAAGUGUGACCAUAAUAGGGAUGGGGAUAGGGAUAUUAUCCAGAGAUCAAGUACGCGCAACUCAGGCCUCCAAAACCGUUGGGACGCAUAGAGCAAUAAUAAGGCGGCUCGCUUGUGUAAGUAGACGAGCAAGUUCGCGGGAGAGUGUACCAUAAUUCACGCGGGAGAGUUUCUGACCUGAGGUAGGAUAACUUCUGAUUGACAGCUAGCGGGCCGUGCCAGGUAGACAUCAUUAGGUGAUGUGGACAAACAUUGCUCUGCUCGCUAAAAUGGAACCAACUGUUGUAGAAUGAGCUCAUCUACAUGGCUGUAUCGACCAGUAUUUCUGCGGAUAAUUCUC
This is a messenger RNA of Klebsormidium nitens, 2134 nucleotides long. The record is from the annotation of a GenBank genome assembly. Lineage: Eukaryota; Viridiplantae; Streptophyta; Klebsormidiophyceae; Klebsormidiales; Klebsormidiaceae.